Triticum dicoccoides is the source of this 1777-nucleotide messenger RNA. RefSeq names its product poly [ADP-ribose] polymerase tankyrase-1-like. Gene Ontology annotation, molecular function: protein binding. NCBI's taxonomy places the organism in Eukaryota, Viridiplantae, Streptophyta, Magnoliopsida, Poales, Poaceae. The record is from RefSeq and is a predicted model, not a curated record. The transcript is spliced from 12 exons. Bases 1 to 1302 code for a protein of 433 amino acids.
AUGGCUGCAUGUCCCGGCGCGCUGGAGCGGCGGCUUCUCCAGGCGGCGGCCGAAGGCAACCUCCAGCUCUUCAAGAGGACCGCCAGCGCGCUGGACGGCGGCAAGGGCCGCCUCAGGGACGCGGUGGAGGCCGUGACGCUCCAAGGGCGAGGCUCCGGGGCGCUGCACUUCGCCGCGCGCCGUGGGAGGAUGGCGGUGUGCGUGUACCUGGUCGAGGAGCUCCGCGUGGACGUCGACGCCACCGACGAGACAGGCUAUACACCUCUGGCUCAUGCAAUUAUUGCUGGCACUGUGGACACUUUCCAGUAUCUUCUUGAUCAUGGUGCUAAUCCAGAUAAACCUGAUGGACAAGGGUCUACGCCUCUCCAUUUGGCUGCUGCACGAGGAAAUUGUGAAAUAGUAAAAGCCUUGCUUUCAAAAGGGGUCAAUGUUGAUUCAUUGUGUGAUACUGGAACACCACUGCACACGGCUGCUUUCUGUAGGCAGGAUGGUGCUAUGAAGAUUUUGUUGGACCACCAUGCAGAUUGUAACAAGAUAUUCAACACUGUCUAUUCACCUCUUAUUGCGGCUCUCAAUGUUGGCUCUCUCAAUGUUAGCCCGCUGAAGUGUGUGAAGCUUCUGAUUAAGGCUGGCGCUGACGUGAAGGGUGUUGGCACUAUGUCCCCCUUAAUAAUUGCUGCCAACAAUGGCUUAACUGACUGUUACAAGUGCUUACUGGAGGCUGGUGCAGAUCCUGAUGUUCGUGAUGAUUUUGGCCACCUUCCAAUAGAAAUUGCUGCAUAUAAUAAUAGACGGGAAGAUGUUAAGAUCCUACUUCCAGUAACUUCACGUACUCCAUAUGUGCGAGACUGGAGCGUUGAUGGGAUAAUUCGUUGGGUGAAAUCAAUGCCAUCAGUGGAGAAUGAUCCCAUGAACCAAAUGAAUCCAGCUGAUCUCAAGUUAGAAGGAAGCAAGGCAUAUAAGAGAAAAGAUUAUGCUACUGCAGUCAAACUUUACUCUAUGGCAGCAGACCGCUGCCCUGAUGACGCAACACUGUACUCAAAUAGGAGCCUUUGCUGGCUUAAGAUGGGUGAAGGAGACCAAGCUUUGAUGGAUGCUGGAGUUUGCAAGAUUAGGCGCCCAGGUUGGGCAAAAGCCUGUUACCUGGAAGGAUCUGCUCAAAUGUUACUGAGGGACUAUGAGAAGGCGUGUGAUGCAUAUCUUGAUGGACUCAAACUGGAUCCAGCAAAUGUUGAGAUCGAGAACUCAUUACGGGAGGCUGUAAAUUGCUUGAAGACAUCUCAUGCCCCGAAAAAGUUGUAAGAAUAGUCAACUAUUAGGGGAAACCUUGCUAUUCACAGGAGCAGCACGACUGAUGCCAGUUCCCUCGGUGCGUGUGCAACGGAGUGUUGAGUUUAAAACAUAACUUGCUGUUGUAAACUAGGGUGGUUUAAUUUUUUCCAAUGCUCGAUUAGGCCGGCCAUGAAGAAUUACCAUGUUUCUUGUUUGUGCCUAGUAUGUUUAGCCUAGAAAUGCUGGACACGCAUGUGGGUCACCACAUAACAUGCACUACGUACGACCUUACUUGGUGCCAUUGAAUGCUAGUCGAUCAGUGGCGAGCGAGAUUGGAAUGGAUGCUAGUUGAUGUUUGCAUGCCCGCCCACUGGUGUGGUUUAGCCGUUUCAUGGAAUGUGCAGUGUAGUUGUGCUUUAGGAACACCCGGUGGAUAUGGAUGUGAGGCUGCUUUUGCUAUUGAGCUUGGAUUCUUGAUACUAGUAUUGCCGAUACUUUUCUACUC